CCCAGCCAAAGUGUUGAAGUGGUGUCCGAGAUCCCCAAGGGCCAAGCCAAGUAAUUGAUCGUCCUUCCCAACUGAAUUGUAACUGCGAGAUGAUUUGCGUUCUGCCAGGCCUGUAUGUUGGCAGUGCCAGUGAUGCCAGCCAUGUCCAGUCCUUGCAUGCUGCUGACAUUACUCACAUAUUAACCGUAGACAGCACAGAGCCAAAGGACCUGCAUCUCUCAUUCCAGAAGACAUUUAUUCAUCUUUUGGAUGAUUACAGUGCGGACCUGCUGAGCUGUUUGCCUGAGUGUUUACAGUUUUUAAAAGACGCUCUUGAAAAGCCGGGAUCCUGUGUUCUGGUGCACUGCCAUGCUGGAGUUAGCCGAAGUGCCGCGGUGAUAGCGGCAUACAUGAUGAACACCACAAAAUGUACAUUUGAAGAGGCGUACCAGAGGCUUCAAGAUAAAAAAACUGAUAUUAAAAUCCAUGAGGAGUUUGUUAACCAGCUGGCAGUAUUUGAAGAAAUGGGUUGCGAUGUGGAUAUCAGCAGCGCAAGCUAUAAGCAGUAUCGCUUACAGAAGCUGACACAGAAAUAUCCAGAAUUACAGAAAAUGCCACGUGACGUAUUUGCCUCGGAUCCUGCCUCUUUGGGUCAAAGUAAAGAUAUCAUAUUCCGAUGCAGAAAAUGCAGCUAUUUCUUUUGCUUUAAACAGGUGAAUACUUUGGGGGGAUUUAAUGCUCUGGAUAGAGAAAGGAUCUGGCAUCUCUUCGAAGGAGAUCUCAGCCCCUUGACAUUGUAUGAUACAAGUCUAAAAUCAGACAUGUUUGGGAAGAAUAUGGGGGUGCAGAAUUGCCUCUUUGGCAGGAAAGUGCAGGAAUUUACAGAUUAUGUCUCUAGGAGGAUCUGUGGGCUGAGGCUUGGGGCGCAGUGCUCUAUGGGCGCACUCAAUGAUAACUUCAUGUGA
Bufo bufo (common toad) is the source of this 944-nucleotide messenger RNA. RefSeq names its product dual specificity protein phosphatase 12-like. NCBI's taxonomy places the organism in Eukaryota, Metazoa, Chordata, Amphibia, Anura, Bufonidae. Gene Ontology annotation, biological process: protein dephosphorylation. Gene Ontology annotation, cellular component: nucleus. The transcript has 8 exons. The record is from RefSeq and is a predicted model, not a curated record. Bases 90 to 944 code for a protein of 284 amino acids. Gene Ontology annotation, molecular function: protein tyrosine/serine/threonine phosphatase activity.